Trichoderma virens Gv29-8 is the source of this 7287-nucleotide messenger RNA. RefSeq lists its product as uncharacterized. Gene Ontology annotation, biological process: TOR signaling; negative regulation of macroautophagy; protein phosphorylation. The record is from RefSeq and is a predicted model, not a curated record. The coding region runs from base 1 to 7287 and encodes 2428 amino acids. Gene Ontology annotation, molecular function: protein serine/threonine kinase activity; protein binding; protein-containing complex binding. NCBI's taxonomy places the organism in Eukaryota, Fungi, Ascomycota, Sordariomycetes, Hypocreales, Hypocreaceae. The transcript is spliced from 5 exons. Gene Ontology annotation, cellular component: TORC1 complex; nucleus; TORC2 complex.
AUGGCGCAGGCACAGCAGGUCGCCCUAGAGCGACUCGAAUAUAUUACGAGGGGAUUGCGGUCAAGAACUAGCGACGAUGUGCGCAAGCGAUCGGCCAUCCAGCUGCGAGAGCUGGUGACCGUAUGCCAUCGAGAUCUUAGCCCCGAGCAGUUCCUCACAUUCUACAACAACGUUAACAACAAAAUCACCCAACUCAUCACACAUGGCAGCGACUCUGCAGAGAGACUGGGCGGUAUCUAUGCCUUGGAUUCUCUCGUCGAUUUUGAAGGCGUGGACGUGGCCGCCAAAUAUACCCGCUUUACGCAGAACCUCAAGACUAUUCUCCGUGGCAAGGAUACCAUGCCUAUGCGGCAUGCGGCGAUUGCCCUCGGAAAGCUUUGUCGGCCCGGAGGAGCCAUGAUUUCUGAACUGGUCGACUCCGAGGUGAAUACUGCACUCGAAUGGUUACAGAAUGACCGAGUCGAGGAGCGGCGGUACAGUGCAGUUCUCGUCCUGCGAGAGCUUGCGCGAAAUGCACCUACCCUAAUGUACCAGUAUAUCCCAACCAUUUUUGACUGGAUCUGGGUCGGUCUUCGUGAUCCGAGACAACUCAUUCGCGAAACCUCGGCUGAGACCGUCAGCGCCUGUUUCCGCAUCAUUCGCGAGCGAGACCAGGAGAUGAAGCAGAUAUGGAUGAGCAAGAUCUACAACGAGGCGAGACAGGGCCUGAAAGUAAACACGGUUGAGUCAAUCCACGCAUCGUUGCUGGUGUUGAAGGAGCUUUUAGAACAAGGUGGCAUGUAUAUGCAAGAGCACUACCAGGAAGCUUGUGAUAUCGUCUUCAAGCACAAAGAUCACCGUGACCCGACCACGCGAAAGACUGUGGUGCUGCUGAUACCAGACCUGGCAAGCUACUCGCCAGCCGAUUUCGCCCAUUCCUGGCUUCACAAGUUCAUGGUCUAUCUUUCUGGCAUGUUGAAAAAGGACAAGGAGCGUAACGACGCUUUCCUCGCCAUCGGAAACAUUGCAAACUCUGUCAAGAGUGCCAUCGCCCCUUACCUGGAUGGCGUUCUGAUCUAUGUGAGAGAAGGCCUCAGCGUACAGUCUCGUAAGAGGGGCUCUGUGGAUCCAGUCUUUGACUGUAUCAGCCGUCUUGCCGUGGCCGUUGGCCAGACUCUUAGCAAAUACAUGGAGGCUCUCCUUGACCCCAUCUUUGCUUGCGACCUAACGCCUAAACUGACGCAGGCUCUGGUCGACAUGGCAUUCUAUAUCCCGCCUGUCAAGCCCAUCAUCCAAGAAAGGCUGCUAGACAUGCUGAGCGUUGUCCUAUGUGGCGAAUCCUUCAAACCUCUCGGCGCGCCGCAGCCAAACACUCUGACCUCGGUGCCGACUAUUACAAAGGAUGCCAAAGAUCCACAGGCAUAUGAAAAUCGCAAGACGGAGAUAAAGCUUGCAUUGAACACUCUUGGGAGCUUUGAUUUCUCCGGCCAUGUUCUGAACGAGUUUGUUCGUGACGUGGCCAUCAAGUAUGUUGAAGAUGAGGAUCCGGAAAUCAGAGAAGCAGCGGCUCUCACUUGCUGCCAGCUCUAUGUUAGAGACCCCAUUGUCAACCAGACCAGUUAUCAUGCCCUCCAGGUCGUUGGGGAUGUUAUAGAAAAGCUACUCACUGUCGGAAUAUCCGACCCAGAGCCAAAUAUUCGGCGGACUGUGCUGGCUGCUCUCGACGAACGGUUUGAUCGUCACCUGGCCAAGGCAGAAAACAUCCGCAUCCUCUUCUUUGCAUUAAAUGACGAAGUCUUCUCUAUUAGAGAAGUUGCCAUCUCCAUCAUUGGUCGCCUUGCUAGGUUUAAUCCGGCAUAUGUUAUCCCCUCCUUGCGGAAGACUCUCAUCCAGAUGCUUACUGAACUCGAAUUCUCAGAUGUGGCACGAAACAAGGAGGAGAGUGCUAAACUACUGAGUCUCUUGGUUCAAAACGCACAAUCGCUCAUCAAGCCCUAUGUUGAGCCAAUGAUCUCUGUUCUUCUUCCUAAGGCUAACGACCCCAGCCCUACGGUCGCUGCUACCAUUUUGAAAGCCAUCGGAGAGCUGGCCACUGUCGGCGGCGAAGAUAUGUUGCCAUAUAAAGACCGUCUAAUGCCACUCAUCAUUGAUGCCCUGCAAGAUCAGAGCUCAAACAUCAAACGAGAGGCGGCUCUCCAUUCUCUCGGCCAACUGGCCAGUAAUUCUGGAUAUGUGAUACAGCCUUACUUAGAGUAUCCCCAACUAUUAGAAAUUCUCCAGGCCAUUAUUAGGACGGAGGAUCAGAGAGGUCCUUUGCGACAAGAAACCAUCAAGCUCAUGGGUAUUCUGGGCGCCUUGGACCCCUAUAAACAUCAGGUCGAGGAGAAAACACCCGAAAUGCAGCGACGCUCCGAGUCAAAUCAGAUGACGGAUAUAUCACUAAUGAUGACUGGAUUAACACCGUCGAAUAAGGAGUACUUUCCUACCGUCGUUAUCAACGCCCUCCUCCAGAUUCUCAAGGACCACUCCCUGGCUCAGCAUCAUGCCGCCGUUAUCGAAGCCAUUAUGAAUAUCUUCAGAACGUUGGGACUGGAAUGCGUGUCGUUCUUGGAUAGAAUCGUUCCUGCGUUUCUGCUUGUUAUUCGAUCGUGCCCCCCCACCCGCCUGGAGUCGUACUUCAAUCAGCUGGCGACAUUGGUGAGCAUUGUACGACAGCACAUCAGAAACUAUCUUCCAGAGAUUGUAGAAAUACUCCAGGAGUAUUGGCACAAGUCAGCGUCGUUACAAACUACGAUUCUCUCCUUGGUUGAGGCUAUAUCUCGGUCUCUCGAGGGCGAGUUCAAAAUCUACCUGGCGUCGCUUCUCCCUCUCAUGCUUGGCGUGCUUGACAAGGACGUGUCUACAAAGCGAACGCCGUCUGAGAAAGUACUGCAUGCCUUUUUGGUUUUUGGAGCGAGCGCUGAAGAGUACAUGCACCUCAUUAUCCCUGUUAUUGUUAGGACGUUUGAGAAGCAGGGGCAGCCAACUUUCAUCAGGAAGCAAGCGAUUGAUACCAUUGGCAAAAUUUCCCGCCAAGUGAAUUUGAACGAUUUUGCAGCCAAGAUUAUUCAUCCUCUGACGAGAGUACUCGACAUGGGAGAGCCGAUGCUGAGGCUCGCUGCGCUCGAUACGCUCUGUGCUUUGGUACAACAGCUUGGAAGAGACUAUAUACACUUUAUGGGAACUGUGAACAAGGUCAUCAACCAACAUCAGAUCCAACAUCAAAACUAUGAUCUUCUGGUUAGUAAGCUACAGAAAGGGGAGGUUCUGCCGCAAGACUUGACAUCGGACGCUCGCCUUUUGGACAUUGGAGAUGAAACUCCUUUUGCAGAUCUGGGUACUAAGAAGCUGGAGAUGAAUGCCAUUCACCUGAAGGCUGCGUGGGAUACCAAAGGAAAGUCAACAAAAGAGGAUUGGCAGGAGUGGCUACGAAGAUUCAGCACCACGCUUCUCACAGAGUCGCCAAACCACGCCCUGAGGGCCUGUGCCAGCCUCGCGAGCGUCUACCUGCCUCUGGCCCGAGAGCUCUUCAACUCGGCAUUCGUUUCAUGUUGGAGCGAGCUAUAUGAACAGUUCCAAGAUGAAUUGAUUCAGAAUAUCGAGAGCGCCAUCAAGUCGGAGAAUGUCCCGCCGGAUUUGCUUGGUCUGCUGCUCAACUUGGCCGAGUUCAUGGAACACGAUGACAAAGCGCUACCCAUUGACAUCCGUGUUCUCGGUAGAGAGGCCGCCCGCUGCCACGCCUACGCAAAAGCGUUGCAUUACAAAGAACUAGAAUUCUUACAGGACCAAAGCAGCGGAGCUGUGGAAGCCCUCAUUGUAAUCAACAAUCAGCUGCAGCAGUCAGAUGCCGCCAUUGGUAUUCUGCGGAAAGCUCAGUUGUACAAAGAAGGCAUUCAGCUGCGCGAGACGUGGUUUGAGAAGCUGGAGCGAUGGGAGGAAGCUUUGGCAUCCUACAAUAAGCGCGAGAGAGAGGUGCCUGCUGACCAACCUAUCCCCAUCGAUAUUGUCAUGGGUAAGAUGCGCUGUCUCCAUGCUCUUGGUGAGUGGGACGCGCUCGCCAGCUUAACCGGCAGCACAUGGGCCAACUCUGCCCCCGAAGUCCAAAGAAUGAUUGCACCGCUCGCUACGGCCGCCGCGUGGGGUCUCGGCAAGUGGGAUUCCAUGGAUAACUACCUGUCUUCCCUUAAGAGGUACUCUCCAGAUAGGUCAUUCUUCGGCGCCAUCCUAGCUCUUCAUCGGAAUCAAUUCAGAGAGGCUAUUGCCUGUAUUGAACAAGCCCGUGAAGGCCUGGAUACUGAACUUAGUGCUCUUGUCAGCGAAUCAUAUAACCGCGCGUACCAGGUCGUUGUCAGAGUUCAGAUGCUUGCUGAACUGGAAGAGUUGAUUGUAUACAAACAAUGUGAUGAGAGGAAACAGGUCACUAUGCGUAAGACCUGGGAAACGAGACUGGAGGGUUGCCAGCGUAACGUGGAGGUUUGGCAGCGAAUGCUGCGGCUGCGUGCCCUGGUUAUUGCUCCCGCAGAAAACAUUCGCAUGUGGAUCAAGUUCGCCAACCUUUGUCGCAAGUCGGGCCGUAUGGGACUGGCCGAGAAGUCACUGAAGCAGCUCAUUGGCUCCGAUGCGCCGCUUGAGGCCCUGAUUCCAUACUGGAACGACACCAAGCAAGCGACUGCAGGACCGCGCAACGCACCGCCUGCUCAAGUCAUUUACGGCAUGCUCAAGUAUCAAUGGGAACUUGGCCAGCAGCCCAACAUGAAGGCUACUGGAAUCGCCGAGAGAACUUUGUACUGCUUACAGCGAUUUACCAAUGAUUCGGCUCACCGUCUAGACGUAGCAAAGGCUCACCUCACCGCCCAAGCAGGAAGCGAAGUAAACCUGCCUCUUGAGUAUGGUUUCCAAAACCAGGUUGACCCAUCUGUGAUGAGCCCACAGACGCAGCGAGCGUUGGUAGACCAGACGGUGCUACUGGCGAAAUGCUACUUGCGACAGGGCGAGUGGCAGAUUGCUCUCAACAAGGAUGACUGGCAAUACACCAAGAUCCAGGACAUUCUGGCCUCCUACUCUCAAGCAACCAAGUACAACCCGCGCUGGUACAAGGCCUGGCAUGCCUGGGCGCUUGCCAAUUUUGAGAUUGUUCAGACCUUGUCUGCUAGAGGCGAAGGACAGCUAUCGAGAGCUGACCAGACGAUGAUUAUCGAACAUGUUGUGCCAGCCAUCCAGGGUUUCUUCAAGUCCAUCGCGUUAUCCGCUGGCAGCUCGCUUCAAGAUACACUGCGUCUGUUGACUCUGUGGUUCACUCACGGAGGCAAUUCGGAUGUAAACACGUCUGUUACCGAGGGCUUUGCAAAUGUUAGCAUUGACACAUGGCUGGAGGUGAUACCUCAACUUAUUGCUAGAAUCAAUCAGCCAAACAAGCGUGUGCAGCAGUCGGUGCAUAAUCUUCUGGCUGACGUGGGCCGGGCGCAUCCGCAGGCAUUGGUCUACCCGCUCACCGUAGCCAUGAAAUCAUGGCAGAACAGUCGACGGUCGAGGUCCGCAGCACAAAUCAUGGACAGCAUGCGUCAGCACAGCGCCAACCUCGUUGCCCAAGCAGACACGGUCAGUCAUGAGCUGAUUCGAGUGGCGGUGCUAUGGCACGAACUCUGGCACGAAGGUCUGGAAGAGGCAUCGCGACUGUACUUUGGCGAUCAUAACAUUGAGGGCAUGUUUGCGGCACUGGAACCUCUUCAUGAGCAGUUGGAGAGGGGCCCGGAGACCCUUAGAGAAAUAUCAUUUGCGCAGGCCUUUGGGCGCGAUCUUAAGGAAGCCCAAGACUGGUGCCAUCAAUAUGAGACGAGUAGGGAUGUGAACGAUUUAAAUCAAGCCUGGGAUCUCUAUUAUCAAGUCUUCCGUCGCAUCACAAGACAGCUGCCGCAGGUCACAAGCCUGGAACUUACAUACUGCUCCCCUAAGCUGCUGAAUGCGAAGAACCUCGACCUGGCUGUUCCGGGAACAUACAAGAGUGGGCAGCCUAUCGUUAGGAUAAUGUCCUUUGAGUCGACCUUUACUGUUAUUAAUUCUAAGCAGAGGCCGAGAAAGCUCAAUGCCAACGGCAGUGAUGGCGUUUCGUACGCUUUCCUGCUCAAAGGGCAUGAGGACAUUCGACAGGACGAGCGUGUGAUGCAGCUGUUUGGCCUUUGUAACACUCUACUGGCAAACGAUUCCGAAUGUUACAAGAGACAUCUCAACAUUCAGCGCUAUCCUGCCAUUCCGCUCUCGCAGAACUCUGGAUUACUGGGAUGGGUUCCGAACAGCGACACACUGCACGUCCUCAUCCGUGAGUAUCGCGAGAGCCGCAAGAUUCUCCUCAACAUUGAGCACCGAAUCAUGCUCCAGAUGGCACCGGACUACGACAACCUAACGCUCAUGCAAAAGGUAGAAGUGUUUGGGUAUGCCUUGGACAACACGACAGGUCAGGAUCUUUACCGUGUUCUCUGGCUGAAGUCCAAGUCGUCAGAAGCCUGGUUAGAGAGGCGGACAAACUACACUCGCUCCUUGGGCGUCAUGUCCAUGGUGGGCUAUAUCUUGGGUUUGGGAGAUCGACACCCUUCGAAUCUUAUGCUCGACCGCGUCACUGGCAAGAUUAUUCAUAUUGACUUUGGCGACUGUUUCGAGGUAGCCACCAAGCGUGAAAAGUAUCCCGAGAGAGUACCUUUCCGACUGACCCGCAUGUUGACGUAUGCUAUGGAAGUUAGCAAUAUUGAAGGAAGCUUUAGAAUCACAUGCGAACACGUAAUGAGGGUCUUGCGAGAUAACAAGGAGAGCGUUAUGGCUGUAUUGGAAGCUUUUAUUCAUGAUCCUCUCCUCACUUGGAGACUUACCAAUGCUGCCUCUCCGGCUGGGCCCAAUUUCCGCUCCGAACGCGAAGUGGCGCUUGCAGGCCCUCACGCAAUGCGAGCGCGACGACAGUCCAUCUUGGAUGCCGAUGUCGCACCAUCUGAGCUCAUGGCAAAUGUCGAGUCUUCAGCACCCCCUAUGGCUAGAAACAGAGCCCGCACAAACAGCUCAACGAUACCAGAAAAUGCCCAGGCUAACGGCGCGGAAGAGAGGGAGAGCCAAAACGCCAGAGCAAUUGAAGUGCUCGACCGUGUUUCACAGAAGCUUACGGGGCGCGACUUCAAGCCUAAUGAGGAACUGGACAUCAUUAACCAAGUGAACAAGCUCAUCAUUGAAGCUACGAAACUGGAAAAUCUGUGUCAGCACUAUAUCGGAUGGUGCAGUUUCUGGUAG